CUUUUAACCUCACCUGAUUCGGAACCCCCAAAAGCCCUAACAUGAAAUCUGUGGAAUAAUUCCCAAAAAUCAAUCAAUCACUCGCAUCUCGGAAUCUCUUUCUUCGAUGCCUUCCUCUGAUCAUCACCGCCUGCGACACGCGGUGGUGCUAUGGAUGGUAAUAGCGUUGUUGGGCUGCGAAGUGGGAGAGGCUUUGAAGGUGCCGUUUAGAGUCAACGAUGUGCUUCCCGUGUUGCCACGCCAGAUUUCGUGGCCAGUUCUGAACAAUCUCCACAGUGCCGUUGACUUGCUUCCUUAUUUCGUUGGCUCCCUCACUCCCUCCAAUGCCUCCAUCAAGUGGAAAGGUGCUUGCUUUUAUGACAACACUGCCAAGAUUGAACUCAGCCCCGCUUCUCAGGGUGCUGUUCUCUUCGUCAAGACAGAGGCUGCACAUAGCUGGACCUGCAUGGAUCUGUAUGUUUUUGCAACCCCUUACAGGAUUACGUGGGACUACUACUUCUCUUCACGGGAACAUACGUUGAAGUUUGAUUCCUGGGAAGAGCCUGCAGAAUUGGAAUAUGUUAAGCAGCAUGGGGUUUCUGUGUUUCUCAUGCCAUCUGGGAUGCUGGGAACACUGCUUUCUCUGAUUGACGUUUUGCCUUUGUUCUCGAACACUGGUUGGGGUCAGAAUGCCAACCUGGAGUUCCUGAAGAAGCACAUGGGAGCUACGUUUGAGAAACGCAGCCAGCCUUGGCGUGCAUAUAUAGACCCUGCUGAUGUUCAUUCUGGAGACUUCUUAGCGGUGUCAAAGAUCCGGGGUAGGUGGGGAGGUUUUGAGACGCUAGAAAAAUGGGUGACUGGUUCAUUUGCUGGUCAUACUGCAGUUUGCUUGAAGGAUGAAUCGGGGAAUUUAUGGGUUGGUGAAUCAGGGCAUGAGAAUGAAAAGGGUGAAGAAAUAAUAGUGGUAAUUCCUUGGGAAGAAUGGUGGGAAUUGGCUCUAAAAGAUAAUUCCAAUCCACAGAUAGUCUUGCUUCCCCUACAUCCGGAAAUACGUGCAAAAUUUAACAACACUGCUGCAUGGGAGUAUGCCCGGAGCAUGUCUGGCAAGCCUUAUGGUUAUCACAAUAUGAUAUUCAGUUGGAUUGACACUGUAGCAGACAACUAUCCUCCUCCUCUCGAUGCUCACUUGGUAAUUUCUGUCAUGUCUAUGUGGACUAGAUUGCAGCCAGCAUAUUCUGCUAAUAUGUGGAAUGAAGCAUUGAAUAAGCGGUUAGGGACUGAGGGUUUGGAUUUGCAUGAUAUUAUACUUGAGACUGAGAAGCGUGGGAUACCUUUCGAUGAACUACUAACUAUUCCUGAACAAGAUGAAUGGGAAUACAGUGAUGGGAAGUCAACAACUUGUGUUGCAUUUAUCCUAUCAAUGUAUAAAGAAGCUGGAGUUUUUGGUCCCAUUUCUAGUUCCAUUCAAGUAACUGAGUUCACAAUUCGUGAUGCAUACAUGCUCAGAAUUUUCGAGGACAACCAAACACGCCUACCAAGAUGGUGCAACAAUGAGAAUGACCAGCUUCCAUUCUGCCAGAUUCUUGGUGAAUAUAGGAUGGAACUGCCUGGCUACAACACCUUGGAUCCAUAUGCCAACAUGAAUGAGUACUGUCCUUCUCUUCCUCCAAUUUAUGAUAGGCCCUCUCGAUGUUAGAUCUGUCUUCCGUCGUUUCUGGUAUCUCGAAUUGCCUGUUGAAUUUAGCUUAAGGCAUCAAGUACUUUGGUGUUGUAAAAUUGUUUAUAUAAACUAUUGGACACGGCAGUGUGUAUGUAUCUACAGCUUGAUGGUCAAGUAUGAAAAAAAGUAUAAAAACACAAUACUGAUAUUCAAGCCUCAUGAAGGUAAGCUAACAGCUUGAAUAAUCACCAUCACGAUGUACAGAGUUCAUAUGGUGAUUUUCAGCGGUAUGCCCUUUCUAAAAUGAUCUUCAUGUAGGAGAAAUCAGUCUAUUUAAAACAUUACCAAGUAAAUCAUGAUGAUAGUUGGAUUGGCUCAAAGUUUGCUAUCACGCAUUCUUUGAUCCACUGCUCAAUGAUUCUCAGAAAUUGUAGUGGCUUCAAUGACAAUGCUUCAAUUACAAACUACUCUUGUAAUGCAUGUUCCAUCGUCUGAUUUUUUUCCGU
Vigna radiata var. radiata (mung bean) is the source of this 2145-nucleotide messenger RNA. RefSeq lists its product as uncharacterized. The record is from RefSeq and is a predicted model, not a curated record. The transcript has 7 exons. Lineage: Eukaryota; Viridiplantae; Streptophyta; Magnoliopsida; Fabales; Fabaceae. The coding region runs from base 107 to 1675 and encodes 522 amino acids.